Molecule: messenger RNA, 1437 nt
Organism: Priceomyces carsonii
Lineage: Eukaryota; Fungi; Ascomycota; Pichiomycetes; Serinales; Debaryomycetaceae
Product: MATE family efflux transporter
Exons: 1
Coding region: 1-1437 (478 amino acids)
Biological process (GO): xenobiotic detoxification by transmembrane export across the plasma membrane
Cellular component (GO): membrane
Molecular function (GO): xenobiotic transmembrane transporter activity; antiporter activity
Source: RefSeq, a predicted model, not a curated record
AUGGUCGAUAAAGAUGAUAGGUUGUUAUUUGUUAACACAUAUGGUUCAACGUCUGAAAAUUACGAACCACGCUAUGAGUCAAGAGGAACAGUAUUAAGUGAAGCGAAAAACAUUGCUUCAGCUACAUUUCCAUUACUUGUCACUUUCUUGUUGCAAUAUCUCCUCUCAGUGACCACAAUUUAUGCCACGGGAAGAUUAGGAUCUAAAGAAUUGGCUGCUGCAACUUUAGGGACAUCUUCAUUUACUAUAAGCGGGCUAGGGGUGUACCAAGGUAUGUCUACCUGUUUGGAUUCAUUUUGUUCUCAAGCUUAUGGGGCAGGAAAGCGGCAUCAUGUGGGUCUCUUCUUUCAAAGAUGUUCCUUAAUGGGUAUUUGUCUUACUAUUUUUCCAUUAAGUGUUCUUUGGUGGAACUCUGGAUAUAUCUUCCAAUGGUUUGUUGAAGACCAAGAUAUUAUUGAAAUGGCUCAAUUACAUUUGAGGAUAGUCACAUUUGGCGCACCUGGGCUACUUUUGUUUGAGACUGGAAAAAGGUAUCUUCAAGCCCAAAAUAUUUAUUCUGCUGGGACUUAUAUCCUAAUUUUCGUUGCAAUCUUCAACUGCUUUCUCAAUUGGAUAUUAGUAUGGAAUAGCACUACUGGAUUGGGGUUUUUAGGGGCACCCAUAGCGAUUACUAUUUCCUAUUGGAUGAUGCCAGUCCUAAUGCUAUUUUAUGUCUUGUUUGUAGAUGGUGCAGAAUGCUGGGGUGGACUUAAUUUCGUUGAGGUUACUAAGGAAUGGAUGCCAUUGAUUAAUUUAGCUAUUCCAGGCGUUUUAAUGACUGAAGCUGAAUAUGUCGCUUGUCAAAUAAUCAAUUUCUUAGCAGCUUCCAUGGGAACGGACGAGCUAGCAGCGCAGUCUAUAACAUCUAAUGUAGGCUUUUCGUCUUUUCAGCUAUCAUUCGCAUUAUCCGUAGCUGUGGGGACGCGCUUAGGCCAAUACGUUGGCAAAAAAAAUCUUGAGUAUUGCUCCUUAGUAGUAAGAACAGCUUCAAUGAUGGGUGUUUUCCUUUCAGCUUUUAACUUUUCAUUCAUUUUUUUCUUCCGUCGUUCUCUUGGUCGGCUUUUCACCAGCUCAGAGGAGGUCUUAAAAAUUAGCGAUAGAACUUUAAUUUUGUCUGCGAUUAAUCAAAUUAGUGAUGUGCUCAAUGUUGUUGCCGCGGGGAUACUUAGAGGACAAGGUAGACAGAAAAUAGGGUCUAUUUUGACAAUGAUGGCAUACUAUUGCAUCUCAGUUCCUAUUGGCUAUUAUUUUGGUAUUAUUAAGGACCUUCAAUUAAGUGGAUUAUGGCUAGGUUACAUACUGGGUGUGUUUGUGUUAGCAAUUGCCGAAUUCUGGGUUAUUUAUACAUCUAAUUGGCAAAAAAUCUUCAUUGAUUCAUCUAAACUUCAACAAGAAUAG